CCACACUGCGGUGCGUCUGAGAUACCUCAUAAAGCCACGACGUCCGCCGGACUCCUCUGCCUCAAUCCCAUCUUCCCACACAAACCCCGCAUUUUCCGCCCAUCAUGUCCCUCACAAACGAAGAUUGGGAAGAGAUCCGCCAGGACAUUCCCUCGGUCUCGGACCCUUUCAUCGCACAGUACAUCAACGGCCGCGAGGCUCUCAUCGCCCAAGAGCACAAGUCACGCGCUGACGCUUCCUUCCGCGCCGCGGCUUCGCCCAUUGCCCGCCGUGCGGCUGACAUUGUCGCCCGCAUCCGCGACGAGGAGAAGCGGACGAUAUGGAAUGCGCAGGCCGAAGAGGACCUCGCCACGAGCGAGGGUCUUGCACCUUUCCCCGGGAUGAUGUUCACGCUCGCCAAGCAGCGCCUCGAAACGACCCGUCUGUGGCGCAUUGUGCAGAAGAUGCCCAAGGGCUCUCUUCUCCACGCUCACUUGGACGCCAUGGUUGACUUUGAUUUCCUAUUCGAUGUUCUGCUGAACACCCCCGGCAUGCAUUUUGCGGCGGACGAGCCCCUCUCGAACGAGGCGGCCAAGUCCAACUCUGGGGUUCACUUCAGAUUCAAAAAGGAGGAGAACAGCCAGACUUCACCGUGGGAGAACAGCUAUGUUCCCGGAGAAUUUCGGCUGCUUACCAAGACGGCGGACGAGUAUCCCGACGGCGGGAGGACGGGAUUUCUGAAAUGGCUGAAGGCGAGAUGUACCAUCACGCUGACGGAUAGCAUGGAGCAGCAUCACGGUAUUGACGCCGUGUGGCGCAAGUUUGUCUCAUGCUUCACAGUCACCAGCACCAUCAUCCACUACGAGCCUAUUUUCCGCGCCUUUCUGAAGAGGCUCAUGGCGUCGCUGCUGGCGGACGGCAUCUACUGGAUUGAACUCAGGUUUACUUGGCCGCUCAACUAUUGCCGCGACAGGCAAGAGGAGCCAGAGAAGGACUACAACCACAUGUUCCAGGUAAUGGAGGAGGAGCUCGCGCUCUUCAAGUCCGACCCCGACAACGCCGCCUUCUGGGGCUUCCGCACCAUCUGGACCACCAUCCGUCAACUGCCUACGCGCGACAUCAUCGAGAGUAUGGACAACUGCAUCACCACCAAGAUUUCGUGGCCGCACCUUAUCGCCGGCUACGACCUCGUCGGCCAGGAGGACCUGGGCCGGCCCCUGCGCGACCUGCUCCCGGAGCUCUUCUGGUUCCGCAAGCAGUGCGCGCAGGAGGGCGUCAAUCUCCCCUUCUUCUUCCACGCCGGCGAGACGCUCGGCGACGGCGACGAAACGGACCAGAACCUCUUUGACGCCAUCCUCCUCGGCACGCGCCGCAUCGGUCACGGCUUCUCCCUGUACAAGCACCCGCUCCUCAUUGACAUGAUCAAGGACAAGCGCAUCCUUGUCGAGUCGUGCCCCAUCAGCAACGAGGUCCUCCGCCUCUGCGGCUCCAUCAUGUCGCACCCGCUGCCCGCGCUGCUGUCCCGCGGCGUCCCCUGCGCCCUCUGCAACGACGACCCGGCCAUGCUGGGCCAGGACACGGCGGGCAUGUCGCACGACUACUGGCAGGCGCUGCAGGGCUGGGAGAACGUCGGGCUGCUGGGUCUGGGAUCCAUGGCCGAGAACAGCGUGCGGUGGUCCGCGUUCGAGGACGAGACCCCUGAGCAGUGGACCGCGGGUAUCAAGGAGGCGAGCCUGGGGUCAGGCGUCAAGGCGGACCGGCUCAAGCAGUGGGCAACCGAGUGGGAAAAGUUCUGUCUCUGGAUCGUGGAAGAGUUCGGCGAAGAGUCGGGGAAGGCAUAAGGGAAGAAUCACAUGGGGACGCGGGGGGGGACGGCGGUGACAAACUUGACUUGGGCGAGUACGUUUCAACAAUGGGGGCUGUCUGGGUUACAUGAGCAAUGAAAUUGGGCAUGGGGACGAUAUGUAUACAACGGAGUUUCAACAGUAAAAUGUGCCAAACGGAUUGGCCGGCUCAAGGGGGUCACAUUACAUUCAACACGGCGAAUAAAAGGGCAUUCAACGCAGCUCUGGACUGAGAGAACCAUGGCAAAGGCUACUUAGGGACUGGCUGUAUGUUUAGGCUGCACUACUCAGCAUCAUAAGGCAUCCGCCAGCUUAGACAAAUACUGCAGAUCGACAUUGUGAGC
Colletotrichum destructivum is the source of this 2167-nucleotide messenger RNA. Its product is annotated as Putative adenosine deaminase domain, adenosine/adenine deaminase, metal-dependent hydrolase. The record is from RefSeq and is a predicted model, not a curated record. The transcript is spliced from 2 exons. The coding region runs from base 105 to 1820 and encodes 571 amino acids. Gene Ontology annotation, molecular function: adenosine deaminase activity. Lineage: Eukaryota; Fungi; Ascomycota; Sordariomycetes; Glomerellales; Glomerellaceae. Gene Ontology annotation, biological process: adenosine catabolic process; inosine biosynthetic process.